AAUUUUAAUGUGGAGACAAUUUUAUUUACAUUGCAGCGGUUGCAAAGCACUUUAUACGGGUGGUUGACUGCUUAGAGACAGUUGUCAGGAAAAGUUGAGCCGUCCUGCCCGUCGACAACAAGCCGAGCCUCCAUUAUCAGCAGCAGAAAGCGCUUUUCAAGCCCCAAAGUCGGCGUCGCUCGAGCUAAGGGGAGGGGACGGUUAAGUCUCCGAGAAAUGAGCCGAGUUACGUCGGAGGUCGAGCGCCUUUUGUUUCAGAAUAAAAGCGUCACAAUAGGCGUCCGUCAGUCUGGAUUUUAAUUUGAAAGUCUGGGACUGGAAAUACGCAUUUUCUUGGCGCUCACUUAAUAAUAAUAGGAGUAGGGAAAGGAAAAAAAAAGUCUGUAACACCGCCGAUGUAGGAGUCGGUUGGGGGACGGCUGAACGUUGUUGGGUAGUUUAUUAUUUUAUUCGCGUUACAACAAUGACAGCCUUAUCAGGGGCCCCCGUUAGAGCCGUGUACUCACACAAAUUGUGGCUGACUGUGAUGACAUUUCACCGGUUACGUCUAGACUUCAAAAUGCCCACAUCUUUACGCACUGUGACACAAAACGUAUACAGAAUCGACGAUUUGCGCGAUAAAGUACACCGAUAGUCAAAGUAUCGCCAGUUAAUUUAUGCGAGCUGCGUCUGUUUUCAAGUGAUGGGCGAUUGCCGACGCAGUGCUUAAAGUCGACCCCCUAGAUCCAUUGUCGGACGCACUGCCAAGCCCGGUCACGUCCAGUGCUCGGUGUCGACUGUGGUUAUGGCCGCUGUCGUCCCGCAAAGCACAAGCACAUCUGCACCGGCAACUAUUUGUUGACAACAUUUUGAGGCGAACCGCGGCUCUGCAGAGGGAUGAAACGCGCAGCGGCCGGUAACCCUGGAAGACCUGAACUAACGUAAAGCGACCGCAAACUGUUCGCUCGGCGCUAGGUGGCGGAUGCGCCUGUCCGAUUUGGGUUAAGCUGAGAUCAAAUUGACUUUGUUCUGUGAAAGGCUCGCGUGUCGCUACAAAACGCGUGAUUAAAACGGACAGGCGCCUUCUCGGGGCUGACGCCUCUCGCGGUUUUGGCAGAACACCAGGGUCAAAUGUAGACAACCGCGUCCGAUAACGGACUCAUUUGCGUUGCACUUCUGUUCAUUCGCUUUUACUGCGAAUCGUUGGCCCGAUGCAAAGUCAAAGUGGACUGGCAGUCGAGGGGGACUGAGGCUCGUUUCAGCGGAGAGCUGCACGGUCUCGACGUAGAGCUGUAAACCUCGGGUUUAUCUGGGCUCUGCUUGGCCGCCGCUCGGCCCUGGGGAGCGCUCUGUUAAAGAGACACAAUGGCGAGGUCUUUACCGCGGCUUCCAACUCCAUGCGCACUUUGGAGAAUUUUUUUGAGAAAAACAAAAAACGCCACCCCUCGGCCCCCCUUUGUCCCGUCUCACGUUAAAAAUGAUCAGCCAAGAAGGCCUAAAAAAGACGGGGACGCACUGAACACGUCGUCAGUGUUUGUGAGACGAGAUGAAAAAAUCGUGUUGUAUUGAGAUCCGAAGGGAAUGCGGGGCGUUUUUUUUUGUGUGUGUGUGUGACCGUGUCUUGGGGAAAGUUCUGUGAAAUGCAGUACGAUGGGUGAAUACCAUAGAAGCGGAGACGCGGCUCUGCUCACAGGAGCGGGGCGGGCUUUGGUGCGCUCUCUCUCUCUCUCGUGCUCGGCUCACUGCUGGAUCUCUUGGACACGCAGUCGCACAGGAGGAAAUUUUUCACUCGUGGCGCCGUCGACGCAAAAUAACCCCACGAAAAGAAUGAGUACGCUCGCGCAAACUAGUUGCGCACAAGAGGUCAACGGUGCAUUCAGAUGUCUUAAUGGCAUUGGAGGCACGUUAGUGACGGCGGGGCUGGCCGUCUGCCUGCGUAGUGAACGCUGCACCGCGGAGAGACAGGGACGGAGGCACUCGGAGGCAAUAAUUUACCACCACAGCAGUCAAAUUGCGAAAUCCGCGGACACCUCUAUGGCUAUGGACACAGACAGUAAUGCAGAUGAGGAGGGGGCUGAUGAGAGCCGGGACGGGCAGGACAGCAGACCGUCUCCUGGCCGCACCAAUGAAGAUGCCACCGCGCACUGUGACCCUGUCCGGGCUGUCUCUGCCCCCUGCUCUCCCUCUGGCUCUCCCUCUGGCACUCCGCCUGGCCCCGGCCUCGACUGCAGUCCUAGCUCCGGUUUGGACUGUGCGUCCCUCCAGAGGGCCGGCGAGAGGCCCAACUCCUUACCCCCCUCCAGCCCGAGGGCCCUCACACACAAUAACUGGGCUUAUGAUCCUGCACUCUGCCCAGUGGAGCGCCAGCACCCAGGAAUGCAGAAAGACAAAGCAGUAACCACAAAGCCACCAACCCACUUUGGAACGACCAGCCCCUGUGCUCCAAACAAUGUAAAGAAAGAAGAACGAGGCAAGGAGGAGGACAGCAGCCUGUCAUCUGACCAGUUGGUUCCUGACUAUGCAGCACGACUGGAUGAGACGAGGAAUGUGUCUGAUGGAAAAUCACAUACACUGUCUUUGUCAUCUGACAACUGCGCAUUUAAGAAGAUGGACAUAUCAUCGUUCACAGCAAGUGACGACAGUCUUCUGAAUGGUGGCAAAGGGGACGAUGUUUCAGUGAAGAAGGAGAAGAUGAACCAGAACUUGUUGCAGUGGACUGUGGCAGAUGUAGCCAGUUACUUUUCAGCUGCAGGCUUUCCAGAGCAGGCUGUAGCAUUUCGAACACAGGAAAUUGAUGGGAAGUCCCUCCUCCUUAUGCAGCGAAGUGACGUGUUGACCGGUUUGUCCAUUCGACUCGGUCCCGCCCUCAAAAUCUACGAGCGCCAUGUGAAAGUGUUGCAGAGGACCCACUUCCUGGAAUACGAAGACCUCUGAAGGGGCGAUUCACAGGAUAGACAGUGCUGCAUUGACUCAAAUAUGCAUGCAGUGCCUUUUCCCAUCUGGAUCCUACCAUGCGCCUUCAUAUAUAGUAUAUGUAGAGGGUGUGUGGAUGGGGGGAAAGGCUGCCGUGGAAUUCACCUCCACUGUGACCAGAAAUGAAUUGGUUUCUGAAUGCCCAGGAACUAAAAGACAGUCACCCUACCUCCAUUAUGGUCUUUGGCUUUCAGAUGAUUUUCAUUUCACCCGUGUGUCCACAUUGUGGAGAGAAAGGACUGCUUGGUUCAGAGAGUGAUAUAGCCAGUGCAGUGCUGGCCUUUCUGCAGUAGAAAGACAUUAGGUAAAGCAACCAGUGAAGAAGACGAAGCUUUGCACCAAGAGGACCAUCUAUGGGUUGACAUGCCCAUACAGACAUUACUGCAUAGUGCCGUGGCCACACGGUUGCCAUCAUUUCGGGUGUUCCCAUAGUUGUCACCUACAGUUCUUUGUGUUAGUCGAGGAACUGUAAGUUUAUUGUGCAUUUUUCUUUUGUCACAAGUUGAUUUAAGUUUCAUCAAAGUGCUGAGGAAUCCAGACCAUCUAUAUGAUUGCACCAAAAGUUAGAGUCUGAUUCCUGACUUAUCAUUCCACCAAUAGCUGCUGUUUUGGAUUAUGUCUUCAGUGUCUUUUAUAACACUGAGAUAUAACCAAUAUGAUGUACUACCUGUUUUGUUUUUGUUUUUUUGUUUUUUUUGUCUUACUGUGUGACUGUGUUUCAAAAAUACAGUUUCAGUUUGGGGAGCAACUGCACACAUGAGUGAACAUGACAUGUGCAGCCUAAUGAAAAUAUGCUUUCAUACACAAAAUAAAUGGUAAACUUGCAAGAAAUGUUCCUGUAAUAAUAAAUAUAUGUUGUUCUUAAUCCAGUGCUGCUGCCCAGCGAUUGUUUACAGAGCAAAUAUCUUGAGGAAAUGCAAUAUUUUAUGUUGUCAUUCAUUUAUAAUUUUUCCAGUGUUGCUUUGUGUUUUGAUCCAAGCCUGUUACUUGAAAUGUAACAUUCCAUAUGAUGUAGUCCAUGUCUUCAUUGUAUCUCUUACCCUUUUUAACUGUAACACAGAAGCUUCCAGAGUUGCAAAUAAAGCUCACAUCUCUCCGUUCA
Mugil cephalus (flathead mullet) is the source of this 4054-nucleotide messenger RNA. It is a transcript of the gene samd1a, whose product is annotated as sterile alpha motif domain containing 1a. The transcript has 7 exons. Gene Ontology annotation, molecular function: DNA binding; protein binding. Lineage: Eukaryota; Metazoa; Chordata; Actinopteri; Mugiliformes; Mugilidae. The record is from RefSeq and is a predicted model, not a curated record. The coding region runs from base 1630 to 2913 and encodes 427 amino acids.